Messenger RNA from Pteropus alecto (black flying fox), 5417 nucleotides. RefSeq names its product phosphofurin acidic cluster sorting protein 2 (gene PACS2). Gene Ontology annotation, biological process: protein localization to plasma membrane. NCBI's taxonomy places the organism in Eukaryota, Metazoa, Chordata, Mammalia, Chiroptera, Pteropodidae. The record is from RefSeq and is a predicted model, not a curated record. Gene Ontology annotation, molecular function: transmembrane transporter binding. The transcript is spliced from 23 exons. Bases 1 to 2628 code for a protein of 875 amino acids.
AUGAGCCCCCCGGGUGUUGUCUUCGAGAAGUCUGUAGAUAAACAAAACGAUAAAUCAACCAACACGUUGUCUGCCAACUUCCAUGGUGCAAAUAGUCCAGCUCCGGCCACCCUCAGGCUGCCUGGGCGACACCCAAAUGUGGAGCUGGGAGGUGUCAAGCGGCACCCGCCCUGCAGCCAGCGCAGACAUGCCGCCCUGGACAGCACAGCCGCGCUCAACACGCCGGUGCCCAUGAACCUGUUCGCCACCUGGGAGGUGGACGGCUCCAGCCCCAGCUGCGUGCCCAGGUUGUGCAGCCUGACCUUGAAGAAGCUGGUGGUUUUCCAGGAGCUGGAGAAGGGGCUCAUCUCGGUGGUGGUCGCCGUGAAGAUGCAGGGCUCCAAGCGCAUCCUGCGGUCCCACGAGAUCGUGCUGCCCCCCAGUGGACAAGUGGAGACCGACCUGGCCCUGACCUUCUCGCUGCAGUACCCCCACUUCCUGAAGAGAGAGGGCAACAAGCUGCAGAUCAUGCUGCAGAGGAGGAAACGCUACAAGAACCGGACCAUCCUGGGCUACAAGACGCUGGCCGCGGGCGCCAUCAGCAUGGCCGAGGUGAUGCAGCGCCCCCCCGAGGGCGGCCAGGUGCUGAGCCUGUGCAGCAGCGUCAAGGACGCGCCAGCCAAGGUGGCCGAGAUCUGGGUCUUCUCCCUGUCCAGCCAGCCCAUCGACCACGAGGACAGUGCCAUGCAGGCCGGCGCCAAGGCCAAGUCCACAGAUAACUACUCCGAGGAGGAGUACGAGAGCUUCUCCUCCGAGCAGGAGGCCAGCGACGACGCCGCGCAGGGCCAGGACCUGGACGAGGACGACUUCGACGUGGGCAAGCCCCGGAAGCCGCGGUGCUCGGCCGUGCGGGCGGCGUCCAUGACCAGGCAACAGAACUUCAAGCAGAAAGUGGUGGCUCUGCUGCGCAGGUUUAAGGUGUCGGACGAGGUCCUGGACUCGGAGCAGGACCCAGCGGAGCAUGUCCCCGAGGCGGAGGAGGACCUGGACCUGCUGUACGAUACCCUGGACGUGGAGAACCCCAGUGACAGCGGCCCCGACCUGGAGGAUGACGACAGCGUCCUCAGCACCCCCAAGCCCAAGCUCAGGCCAUACUUCGAAGGCCUGUCACACUCCAGCUCGCAGACGGAGGUUGGCAGCACCCACAGCACCCGGAGCCAGAAGGAGCCUCCGAGUCCGGCCGACAUGCCCGAGAAGACACGGGCUCUGGGCGCCAAGCAGCCAAGCGACGGUGUCUCUGACUCGGCCCACGGCACACCGCCCCCGGGGGAGACCCCGGCACCACCCGAGGACAGCCCAGAGGUGGAGACGCCCUCCCUGGACCUGUUCACCGAGAAGCUGCCGCCCAGUGGGCGUGUCACUAAGACCGAGUCCCUCGUCAUCCCCUCCACCAGGUCGGAGGGCAAGCAGGCCGGCCGCCGGGGCCGGAGCACGUCGCUGAAGGAGCGGCAGGCGGCGCGGCCGCAGAACGAGCGUGCCAACAGCCUGGACAACGAGCGCUGCCCGGACACGCGGAGCCAGCUGCAGAUCCCCAGGAAGACCGUGUACGACCAGCUGAACCACAUCCUCGUCUCGGACGACCAGCUCCCCGAACACAUCAUCCUCGUCAACACGUCCGACUGGCAGGGGCAGGUGGGGGCUGGCGUCCUUCCGACGGGGCGGGGGCACCUGACGCCGCCGCCCCCUGCAGGCUCGCACCCGGUGGCCAGGUACCUGGGCUCCGUGGACUACCGCUACAACAACUUCUUCCAGGACCUGGCCUGGCGGGACCUGUUCAACAAGCUGGAGGCCCAGAGCACCGCCCAGGACACACCGGACAUCGUGUCCAGAGUCACGCAGUACAUCGCGGGGGCCAACUGUGCCCACCAGCUGCCCAUCGCGGAGGCCAUGCUGACUUACAAGCAGAAGAGCCCCGACGGCGAGUCCUCACAGAAGUUCAUUCCGUUCGUGGGGGUGGUGAAAGUUGGGAUCGUGGAACCAUCCUCGGCCACAUCAGGUGACUCGGACGACGCGACUCCCACCAGCUCCAGUGUGCUCUCGUCCACCCCACCGUCCACAUCUCCUGCUGCCAAGGAGGCCUCGCCCACCCCGCCCUCCUCUCCAUCAGUGAGCGGCCUGGCCUCGCCCAGCCAGGGCGUCGGUGCCGAGCUGAUGGGGCUGCAGGUGGACUACUGGACAGCAGCCCAGGCCACAGACAGGAAGAGAGACGCGGAGAAGAAGGACCUGCCCACCGCCAAAAACACGCUCAAGUGCACCUUCCGGUCUCUGCAGGUCAGCAGGCUGCCCGGCAGUGGCGAGGCCUCAGCCACGCCCACCAUGUCCAUGACUGUGGUCACCAAGGAGAAGAACAAGAAGGUGAUGUUUCUGCCCAAGAAAACCAAGGACAAGGACGUGGAGUCCAAGAGCCAGUGCAUCGAGGGCAUCAGCCGCCUGAUCUGCACGGCCAAGCAGCAGCAGCACAUGCUGCGUGUCCUCAUCGACGGCGUGGAGUGGAAUGACGUCAAGUUCUUCCAGCUGGCGGCCCAGUGGUCCUCCCACGUCAAGCACUUGCCCGUCUGCAUCUUCGGACACUCCAAGUCCACCUUCUAGCCCGCCCGCCGCCCCGCAGCCCUGCGACGGCCGAGCCCAGCUGCUUUCAGUUAGCAUUUCAGCCCACUACUGAGACAGACCCUCCAACAGAGACGUCGUAGGUCCGAAUGAGCUUGCAGCCUGGAAACUAACGGGCGGCCCCCGGGAUUCCCACCGCCCUGCUUACUAACAGGAACGCGGGUGCAGGUGGCGCUGACCUCGAGAACCGCAGACGUGGGGUUUGGCCUCAGGAUCCCCCCGCCCUGGCCUCCAGCAGGGAGGGCUCUCGCCUUCACGUCCCGUCCUUCCUGGAAGCCAGGACUCCCGCUUCCCCGGGGCGCUGGGCUCCGGUGGGCGGCCUGUGUGCCCAGGCGCGGAGCUGGGCGGCCAGAGGCCAAGGGCCGGCCUUCCGUGGGGAGCAUCCUGAGCAGAACUCAGAGGCCAGUCAGCCCAGCCUCGGGCUCCCGCCUCCGCCCAGCCGAGUGGCCCCAGUACCACCCACUCGCUCCCAAUAAACUCCAGCCUUGCGGGGAGCGGAGGUUUUACACGAGCAGGUAUUUUUAAUGCUUUUAAAUACAUGUUACAAUGUAGCUGCCAAGCAGACAGUGCGCUUCUCCAGUCCCAGCGGCCCCUGGGGCUGGGCAGAGCCAGCCAGCACCGCCCCCGUCCAGCCCCCCCACUCUAACACACUCCCCUCAGGCUGUUCUUGAGACACCCUAUGUUCCUGUGAGUUGUCCCUGCCCCAAACGUAGCAAGCACAGUGGCCUCCUCCUGCCCCCAACACCGGCCCUGUCCAUUGUCUUGGUGCCAGGGGUGGGGGGGGGUGAGGUGGGGAUGUCACUGUGGCACUAACGUGGCUGGGCAGCCGGGCACUGUUGGAGCCAGGGCCACAGCCAGGGCCCUGGUGGCUUCUCUAGGCCAGGCUCCUCAGAGUGAGGUUUCGUGUUUGGGUCCCAUCCUGACCGCAGCCAGGGUCCACCGCAGCCAGGGUCCUCCCCAGCCCUGUUGCCUGCCCACAAUGCCACAGCCCAGGUUUUCCCAAGAAGACCCCACAGACCCCCACCCAUCGGCAGUGGUGGCCGGGACACGGCAGCCCACUGGGGGCCUAAGGCCGAGCGCCACGCAGGCUGUGCUCAGGAAACAGUGCCACAUGCAGGAUGGGCCCCAGGGCGUUGUCCUCCCAGGGCACAGGCCUCGCUGAUACCCGCAGCACAGAGGGCCCCGUCCUCACGUCAAGGUGGCCCAUCCUUCCUACCUGGGACCCACCUGCUCACCUCCUCCCCCAGGUGGCUGUGCAGAGUGGCCGUGGCCCUGGGGGCAUGACCUGGGGGACGGCCCCCACCUCAGGGGUGCUUGUGGGCAGAGUGCUGAGCAGAGGAUCCCCUCCCAACAAGAGCCCAUACUUGCUGACACACACCACCCUCAACAGCACCCGGACCAGUUGCCCAGGACCGAACCCUGGCUUGGGGCUCUGCCCCUCCCUGGGGAGAACCUAGGUGCAGGUAUAGGCCACUGGCCUCGAGGCCUUGGUCACUGCUCCUCAGGUUAACUCUCCAGAGGUCACGCAGCAGAAAGGAGGUGCAGGCUAACGCCCUUGACUUAGCUUUCCAGCUUUAGAGCUGGCUGCAGAGGAGGGGCCUGAGGGGGCUGUCCUGUCUAUCCUGCCACCGGCAGUCCCCUGUCCUGGAGAAGCCCUCCCCCAUGCGCCUUGCCGUCUGCCCACACCCGAGGGCAGGCCUUGUGCCCGGGCCUGCAGGACCUGGCUAUGGGGUCCUGGGCCCGAGUGCUCGGACCCCCCCCACACCACCCCUGGGCCUGGGAGGCCAUGCAGGUGCCCUGGCCACCAUGACUCACUCGGAGAACGGGGCUGCACGCUCACCUGUGCCUCGGUGUCCUCAUCGCUCCAUGGGUAUGGUGGCGUUCCCGCUGCCUACCUCACGGAGCUGUCCUGAGGAGGCAUGGCAAAGGGGACGCAGAAGCCAAAGCCACCUGGGACAGCCAGUGCCACCGUGACGCAGGGGAGGGUGGUGUGGGUGUGGGGGGAGUGCAGCCGGGCAGUGGACCUGCAGGCCAGGAGCAGCUCCUUCAGGGCAGGGCUUCCCAGCCUGUGGGGCCACCAAAGGCAGCUGGGACUCCAAGGUUAAGUCACCCGAGAGCAAGGCCAGGCGGGCCAGACCUUGCCCUGUUGCCCAGACGAUGGUCUCCUCCCUCCCUGUCUGUCCCCUCCCUGUCUGUCCCCUGGGGCAACUACCUCCUCAGCAUGCAGGCCAGCAUCCUGUUGUGGCCAAAGCUUGGGGAGGAGGGGGCCCCUGGGCCUGGAGCGCAGGGCCUGUCUGCACAGAGGCCGGCGGGGUCAGAGCGGCCAAGGCCGGCCUUGCCGCCCUGGCCUCACUCCAGUGGGAAGCCCUGGCUGCCUCUGGGGCCGGAUUUUCUCACAAGACCUGGUCACCCACUCAGGAGGGCCAGCCGGCUGACCUACACCUCUUGACCCCUCCCCAGACCUGUCCUGUCCUUCUUGAGGUAGUGGGGAGAACGUGGCUCUGCAGGGUGCCUGCCUGAGGGUUGACCUUGGUGACACCCCCGAGUCUGUCCCUGCAGGCCACGUGGUGCCACCUGACAUUCUGCAGACCCCCAUUCAGUUUGUUGUGCAUUGUUUGAUUUCCAGAAUGUACCUGUUGCUAGUUUUUUUAAAGGAAAACGACUAAUGUACAUAGCCUUUUUGAGGAACAGAGUCUGUCACGUGUGUGACCACGUGGACUAUUUUAAGGUGCUGAAGCGACACUAAUAAACCCGGGAGCACUCCCCCAGGC